AAAUUGUAAUAGUUGGAAUAUCUCGGGAAAAUCUCAAAAACAUUGUCUCCUUCUUUUUCCUUCUCUCUCUAAAAUUUUAUGUACCAAAAAUUAAAAAAUGUAUUGUCUUAAUCAUUCUACCGCCUUCCCUUCAACUUCUCCACUUUGCCUUCCUUCCUCCACACCAUUCAAUAGUUCUUCAUUACUCAAUAAGAGAAACAACCAACUUGGUUGGGCAUUUAGCCUGAGAUGUAAUGCAAUUUCCAAGCCUACCACCAAUGAUUAUAGAGAACUUCUUCAAGAUGAACUUCCACUUUUGAAGCAUCAGCUUGACAUUGUGGACGAUGACGUUAAAAGUCUUGGAAUCAAGGUUUACACAACAAGUGGGAUUAAGGAAAAUGUGGAAAAAAUAAGGGAAAUAUUGAAGUGUCUGAAUGACGGAGACAUUAGCAUAUCCCCAUACGACACCGCUUGGGUUGCACUUGUGAAAGACAACAAUGGAAGUCCUCUUUUUCCAUCAAGUCUUCAAUGGAUCGUUGAUAACCAACAUCAAGAUGGUUCUUGGGGUGAUCAUCUUCUUUUUUCUCCUCAUGAUCGAAUAAUCAACACUUUAGCUUGCGUUAUUGCCCUUAAAUCUUGGAAUGUUUAUCUUGAUAAGUGCCAAAAAGGGAUCUUAUUUCUAAAAGAAAAUAUUAAUAAGCUUCAAGAGGAGAGUAUGGAGCAUAUGCCAAUUGGAUUUGAAAUUGCUUUUCCGUCCCUUAUCGAGUUGGCUCAAAGUUAUGGAAUUGAGGUUGCACAAGACUCUCCAGCUAUGCAAGAUAUCUAUGCCAAAAGGGACUUAAAGCUUACAAGGAUACCAAAAGAAAUCAUGCAUAGAAUGCCUACCACAUUGUUGCAUAGCUUGGAAGGAAUGGAUGGCCUUGAUUGGGAAAAGCUUCUUAAAUUACAAAGCAAAGAUGGAUCCUUUUUGUUCUCCCCUUCUUCAACUGCCUAUGCACUUAUGCAAACCAAGGAUCUCAAUUGUUUUAACUACUUAAACAAUAUUGUCCAAAGGUUUAAUGGCGGAGCUCCUAACGUGUACCCAAUUGACUUGUUCGAGCACAUAUGGGUUGUUGAUCGCUUGGAAAGGCUUGGAAUUUCACGAUAUUUUACUCAUGAGAUUAACGAAUGUCUGAGUUAUGUUGAGAGAUAUUGGACAGAGCGUGGAAUAUGUUGGGCAAGAAACUCUGACGUGCAAGACAUUGAUGAUACAGCAAUGGCAUUCAGACUUUUAAGGUUACACGGUUAUCAGGUUUCUGCAGGUGUAUUCAAGAAUUUUGAGAAAGAAGGGAAGUUCUUUGCCUUUUAUGGACAGUCAACACAAGCAGUGAGUGGGAUGUACAACCUGUUUAGGGCUUCUCAGUUGCAGUAUCCUGGAGAGACUAUUCUUGAGAAAGCUAGACUUUUCUCCUUUAAAUACUUGAAGGAGAAACAACUCUCUAAUCAACUACUCGAUAAAUGGAGUAUAGCCAAAGACCUACAGGGAGAGGUGACAUAUGCAUUAGAUAUACCUUGGUAUGCCAAUCUUCCUCGUCUUGAGACAAGGUUCUACAUCGAGCAAUAUGGUGGAGAAAGUGAUGUUUGGAUUGGGAAGACUCUUUACAGGAUACCUAACGUGAGCAACAAUGCUUAUCUUGAACUGGCAAAAUUGGACUACAACAACAUUCAAGCAUUACAUAAACAAGAGUGGAACAACUUAUUAAGGUGGUACUUAGACUACAACCUAAAGGAGUUGGGUGUGAGCCAAAGAAGUCUUCUAGUAACGUAUUUUGUUGCAUCAUCAACCAUAUUCGAACCCGAAAAAUCGAACGCGCGAAUUGCAUGGGCUAAGACAGCUGCCUUGAUAGAAGCCAUUGAUUUCGAGUUCACAAAGGAGUAUUCUUCUAAUUUAUUUGAAGAAAAAAAAUGUUUUGUUACUGAAUUUCAGCAUUCUUACAUAAGUCAAGGCUAUCUAAACAAUGGAGGAAGGAAAUUACUUUCUGUCAAAAAAAAACAAACUUUGGUGGGUCUUAUUUUGAGUACUAUUGAUGAGCUUUCAAUGGAUGCAUUUGUGACUCAUGAAAUUAACAUACGUAACCAACUUUUCCAAGCUUGGGAGAAAUGGUUAAAGAGGUGGGAAAGAGAGGAUAGACAUGAAGGCGAGGUGGAAUUUAUAAUCCGGAUCAUAAUUGAAGUCUGUGCCAACCGUUGGAUGUCUGAAAACAUAACUUCAAAUUGUAGUGAUGAUAGAUUAAUUUUGUCGCUCCUGAAUAUGACAAGUCGUUUAUGCCACAACCUUCUUCAUCAUCCAAGGGAUAACAAUAAGGUACAUUGUGUGAGAAUUAGUGGUGGAGGAUAUACCGACAUCAAAGCAGUGGAAUUAGAAAUGGACAUGCAAAAAUUGACGGAAUUGAUUCUAUCAAACUCAAUGAAUAUCAUAAAUCAUAAUGUGAAGGAGACAUGUUUAGCUUUAGUCAAAGCUUACUUCUACAUUAAUCAUUGUUCUUCACAACAAAUUGAUUAUCACAUUCAUAAAGUUUUAUUUCAAAAAUUAGAUUAAUUUGUCCUAUCUUGUAAUUACCAAAUUGACCCCAUUAUACUUUCUUAUUUUGCACACACUAAAAAAAUAGAGAUUAGUAAAUUAUAAGAGGUUAAUAAUUAUUGUAGAAACUUUUUAUUGUAUUUAUAUAUAGUUGUAUAUGAUUUGAAAUUUGUUUAUACUAUACUAAUUAAUGGUUCUUUCA
Messenger RNA from Amaranthus tricolor (Joseph's coat), 2741 nucleotides. RefSeq names its product ent-copalyl diphosphate synthase 1. Gene Ontology annotation, biological process: gibberellin biosynthetic process. Lineage: Eukaryota; Viridiplantae; Streptophyta; Magnoliopsida; Caryophyllales; Amaranthaceae. The transcript is spliced from 15 exons. The record is from RefSeq and is a predicted model, not a curated record. Gene Ontology annotation, molecular function: terpene synthase activity; magnesium ion binding. Bases 98 to 2557 code for a protein of 819 amino acids. Gene Ontology annotation, cellular component: chloroplast.